CCCCCACAAGCUCACACAAUAGCAUCACUAUAUUAUGGUCUUGAAUUUCCCCAAAGCUAAUAAGCAGCAUUUUGGAUGCGCAAUUAUUAUAUCCCCCAACCCAACAUCCAAGGCGCAGCAUUUGGCUUUAAUUCUCUCUCGCAUCGCAUGCAUCCCUUCCAAUAAUCAAAACAUGGGUAUGAAGGGGCCUUCCUUCUCCUCAUCUCUCCUCGACGCCAUCUACCGCUCCAUCGACGAGACCAACGCCUCCCACACACGAAACGCCGCCACAAAAGUGGAAGACGACAUCGAGAGCCUCCGCCGUGCCAUCGUCAUCGAGAAAUGGAUCGAGAAGCAGUACUCCAUGCCCCGCCACUUGGCCUCCAACUCCGCCUCCUCCACCGACUCCAGCGUCUUCUCCUCCUCCGAAACCGAUUCCAGAGGCAGCCCCAAAACCAGCAAGCCCAAGAGGGAGGCGAGGAAGACGUCGAAGAAGGUGAAGGAGCCCAUUUCACCAGGCGCCAAAAUCUCCAACUUCUUCAACUCCAUUUUCAGCCCCCGCAACUUCAAGUCCACUGACGAAUGGAGCUCCAUGAGGAAGUCCAGAUCAAUGAAGGACACGACCACGACGUAUACGCGAUCGUGCCUCACCAAGAACGCCUCCUCCAGACCCAAGAGGUCUGUGAGGUUCAGCCAAGAUGAGUUUGCCGUUGGCAGCCAGUUUAUCAAGAAAAACAUCGACAGUUUUCGGCAUUAUCAUCAUGAGAGUGAGCGGGAUUUCGAUGAUAUGAGCUGCGCUAGCUCCGAUCUGUUUGAGCUCCAAAACAUAGAGGAGGAGCUGCCCGUCUAUGAGACCACUAGUCUUGGUGGGAUGGUAAUGUAGCUUAAAUUCACCCAACAAUGCUAGCUUCUUGUAUCUCAAUAAUUAAGGAUUAAUUGUUGUUUCCAAACUCAUGACUAUGCUAUUCAAACUUCAUCUUACUAUCCAA
This is a messenger RNA of Salvia miltiorrhiza (redroot sage), 968 nucleotides long. Its product is annotated as protein BIG GRAIN 1-like A. The transcript has a single exon. The coding region runs from base 35 to 862 and encodes 275 amino acids. Gene Ontology annotation, biological process: auxin-activated signaling pathway. NCBI's taxonomy places the organism in Eukaryota, Viridiplantae, Streptophyta, Magnoliopsida, Lamiales, Lamiaceae. The record is from RefSeq and is a predicted model, not a curated record.